This is a messenger RNA of Fukomys damarensis (Damara mole-rat), 1453 nucleotides long. RefSeq names its product solute carrier family 25 member 17 (gene Slc25a17). Gene Ontology annotation, biological process: transmembrane transport. Bases 127 to 1053 code for a protein of 308 amino acids. The transcript has 9 exons. Gene Ontology annotation, cellular component: peroxisomal membrane. Gene Ontology annotation, molecular function: NAD transmembrane transporter activity; FMN transmembrane transporter activity; FAD transmembrane transporter activity. NCBI's taxonomy places the organism in Eukaryota, Metazoa, Chordata, Mammalia, Rodentia, Bathyergidae. The record is from RefSeq and is a predicted model, not a curated record.
GGAGGUAGCCGGCGAGCCUGUGAGGGUGGAGCUUGUGUUCCCGCCCAGUUUCCUGAUUCUCCUUCCUAACUCAGCUGGCAACUGCCUGUGAGAAAAGUGUGGCUAGUCUGUCGGGAAGCCGCAUCAAUGGCCUCCGUGCUGUCCUACGAAAGCUUGGUCCAUGCAGUGGCAGGAGCCGUGGGAAGUGUGACAGCAAUGACAGUGUUUUUUCCCUUGGAUACAGCUCGACUUCGACUUCAGGUUGAUGAGAAAAGGAAGUCUAAAACUACGCACAUGGUGCUGCUGGAGAUUAUUAAAGAAGAAGGCCUCCUGGCACCAUAUCGAGGGUGGUUUCCAGUUAUUUCCAGUCUCUGCUGCUCCAAUUUUGUCUAUUUCUACACUUUUAAUAGCCUCAAAGCAGUUUGGGUCAAAGGUCAACGUUCUACUACUGGAAAAGAUCUGGUAGUUGGAUUUGUUGCAGGAGUGGUGAAUGUGUUGCUAACAACUCCACUCUGGGUAGUAAAUACCAGACUGAAGCUGCAAGGGGCAAAAUUUCGGAAUGAAGACAUUGUACCAACCAACUACAAAGGCAUUUUUGAUGCUUUUCACCAGAUCAUUCGAGAUGAAGGAGUCUUGGCUUUGUGGAAUGGCACAUUUCCCUCCUUACUGUUGGUCUUCAAUCCUGCUAUCCAGUUCAUGUUCUAUGAAGGUUUAAAACGGCAGCUUUUAAAGAAGCGGAUACAGCUUUCUUCUUUGGAUGUGUUCAUCAUUGGUGCAAUAGCCAAAGCCAUUGCUACCACAGCCACCUAUCCCAUGCAGACUGUACAGUCAAUUCUGAGGUUUGGACGUCACAGACUAAAUCCAGAAAACAGAACACUGGGGAGCCUUCGGAAUGUUCUCUAUCUUCUUCACCAGCGAGUCAAGCGUUUUGGAAUAAUGGGACUCUACAAAGGUCUCGAAGCAAAACUGCUGCAGACAGUCCUCACCGCUGCACUGAUGUUCCUUGUUUAUGAGAAACUGACAGCUGCUACCUUCACCAUCAUGGGGCUGAAGAGUGCUGCCCACAAGCACUGAGAUAUGGUCCAGUAAAAUGCAGAGAUUCUUGAGAUGAGGCCUCUCCCUUCAAGUGAAGAGAAGCAGUGCUCUUUCACUCUGGCCCCUUCACCUGCACAUGUUACCCUCAGGGGCUGGAAAAGCAUGAGAGGAAAAUGGGCAGUACAGCCCCCUGGUCCUAUGGCUGUGUAACUUGCACAAUGGCUGGUUGGAUUUGGCAAAACUUUUCCAUCUGAAGUUUUUCUUAAAAUUACCAGUUAUUCUCUUUCCCCAAACUCUCUCCAGGUUCUAGGGCAAAUUCAAUAACAUAAUUCUUCUCAGAUACUUUUGUAUGUCUUAGUCUUGAUAGUUUCCUCAUUAAAAACAAUAUUUUUGAGCUGGGUGUGGUGGUACUCAACCCGUAAUCCCAGCACUCGGGAGG